AUGCGUGGUCGAGCCGCCGUUCUGGCGUUCGGCCUGGCGCUGGUUCCGGCCGCUGCGUGGCGCGAGGUCUGUGUGAUCGGUGCCAAAAAUCUGCCGUACACCGACCAGCUUCCCAAAGACCCGGCGCCCGACCCAUGGGUGAAGGUCGAGGUGGACGGAGAAGAGCUGUGCCACAGCGAGUACAUUCCAAACAAGCAGAAUCCGCUCUGGAAAAGGGUCAAGCAGAACGGACAGUACUCGGAGCCCGCCUGCUGCCAGGUGAGCGAGUCUCAGGCGGACGGCUACUUUUGGUUCUCUGUGUUUGAUGCGGAGAACGUCAAGUGGUACGGCGACUAUCUCGGCUCGUCUGGCUUCCGCCUCGCCGACGUCGAAGGCACCUUUGACCUCGAGCUCGAGAUCGACGGCAAGGUGCCAUUGGACUCCACCGGCAAGCCCUCGCUGCUCACCGUGUCCGUCGCUGCCAACCCGCCGCCGCCGCUGCCGCCGCUGCCGCCUCCGCCGCCGCCGCCGCCGCCCGCGCGCCGCUUCAUCUGCGUGCA
Emiliania huxleyi CCMP1516 is the source of this 539-nucleotide messenger RNA. RefSeq lists its product as hypothetical. The transcript has a single exon. NCBI's taxonomy places the organism in Eukaryota, Haptophyta, Isochrysidales, Noelaerhabdaceae. The record is from RefSeq and is a predicted model, not a curated record. The annotation marks the transcript as partial.